Thalassophryne amazonica is the source of this 2717-nucleotide messenger RNA. RefSeq names its product inactive serine protease 35-like. The record is from RefSeq and is a predicted model, not a curated record. Gene Ontology annotation, biological process: proteolysis. NCBI's taxonomy places the organism in Eukaryota, Metazoa, Chordata, Actinopteri, Batrachoidiformes, Batrachoididae. Gene Ontology annotation, molecular function: serine-type endopeptidase activity.
CUCCACGUGGCUCAGCUUCCACCCUAAAAUGUCAUCAUGUCAUCAGAAACUUCACUCCUUUUUCAUCUCGUGCACCGAACAGCUCCCUCCUCUGCCUCUUCCUCAACUUUUUUUUUCUUUGUCUACAUCACUUGCAGAUUUCUGCAAGACUUGAGUCCGGGAUUUAAUGGAAGCCAGUCUGCUGGAAGCUUUUUGGACAGAGUGAGCUUUUGCAUUCCUCACAUCUGCAAUAUUUUCUGGAAAUUGCUGGCUUCCUGAAUGUUUACAGUGGGAUGGACCUUAAAUACUUCUGUCUGCUGCUCUGUGCAGCUGUUCUGACAAUUUCUGGGAUUUCUGGUGAAGAUAAGAAUGGUACCGCGUCCAGAUGGACCAGGCAGAGCAUCCCACUCCUAGUGGACACACACACACAGGUUUUAAACACCCCUUUAUUCAAAGGACAGGAUGAAGAUGAAGAAAAGGGAGGUAUGAAUAGACUCUGUGGAAUAGAGUGUCAAAGUCGGCUACCGAAUAUGGAUCAGAGAGAGCAAGAAAGGAUUCUCGGCUAUCAGACAAUGUAUGAGAACAGUACUGUCACGCGUACAUGUGUUGUUUUAGAAGGUUUUAAUGAGAUGUCCCAAGGUAGCCUGGAUUGCCCCUCAACACGCACCCGUAGAAAACGCCACAUCUACGGAGCAGAUGGCCGGUUUGUGAUCUCCAACUCACAUUUCAGCACUAAUUACCCAUUUUCGACCGCCGUACGUCUCUCCUCAGGGUGCUCUGGAGUCCUUAUAUCACCAAGUCACGUACUAACAGCGGCCAGCUGCAUCCAUGAUGGGCAGGACUACCUUCAGACUGCCAGACAACUUAAAGUAGGAUUGCUCCAGCUUAAGGUAAAAAGAAGAGGAGGCAAAAAGAGAAAAGGACGGCGCAGAGGUGGGAGCAUUGGCGAGGAGAAAGGAGUGCUAAUGGAGGAAGGUGAAGGAAGGAAUAAUAUAGAAGGAGAUAUAGGGAGAGGGCAAAAGAGAGGGAAAGGCAGGAGGCAAAGAGGAAGAACGGGGCACGGGGUGGAAGGUGAAGGUGAGUUUGGGACAGGAGGGAACCAAAAAAGGCGAAGGCUCAACCGUGUCCGACGUGGUACUGAAGCCAGACAGGUGCCUGUUUUCCGCUGGACCCCCGUCAAACAAACCCAAAUCCCCCAAGGAUGGAUCCACAACACGAGCUCAAGCCACUCCCCUGACUAUAAUUAUGCCGUCCUGGAACUGAAACGACGCGCCAAGCAAAGGUUUAUGAAGCUCGGAAUUGUUCCGUCUGAUGUUCCGCUGACACGGAUCCACUUCUCGGGCUACGACGCUGACAGAAGUCUCCUGGACGGCCACAGGAAUGAGAAAGUAGUGUCGUUUUGUUCUGUGGCAGAAGAGUCUGAUGAUUUGAUGUACCAGCGCUGUGACGCUGAACCAGGUGCGACAGGUGCAGGCGUGUACGUUCGUCUGAGACAACUGGGGGGAGAUGGAGCAAGAAAGGGGAGUUGGCAGAGGAGGAUAAUUGGGGUAUUCUCAGGCCAUCACCAGGUGGAUAUGGAUGGGGGUGGGCAGCAGGACUAUAAUGUGGCAGUGAGGAUCACCGCUCCCAAAUAUGCCCAGAUCUGCCACUGGAUCCACGGAGACCCCAAACUUUGCAAAGAGCUUUGAACUGCAGAGUCAAGAAACACUCUACGGCUGUUCUACAGACACAUUCGAGUAGAAUUCAAGAUGAAGCAUGUUCAGUCAUAGUUUGUCAGGCCAUAGAUUAAUCCAGUAUGUCCCUGAUUUUGGAACUGAAACGUUUUCCCAUCUGUCUGUCAAUUUUAGAGAUGUUUGAAAGAACUUUGCCUUUUUAAGAAGAGUCCCAUUCCCCCAAAACACCAACCUUUCUUUGCCAUGUAAAAAUAAUUACUCACCAGUAUAGCACUAAUUCCAUCACAGUUUUACAUUAGAGAGAAAUGUUAUAUGCAUAAUGACAAUCAUUCGAAUUAAAGUGCAAUCAUUUAAAUAGGAUCCUAAAAAUACAUUGUAUUGAUAACAUGCGUUUUUUUGUUAGUCAGUUCAGAAGUCAUACAACAGUUGCCACAAACUGCACAAAUAAUAUCAAAAAGGGCUCUAAAUACAAUCUACUCUUCAAUCUGAUCCAUAUUAUUGCUGGUAAAAAACUAACAAGCUACAUUCAGUUCAUGUGACAUUUAAAGCUACAGUGUGCAGGGUUCAGUGUCAUCUAGUGGUGAGGUUGCAGAUUGCAUUAUGUCAUCGCAGGUCGUGAUUUUGUUUCUCUUCAAAUGUUCUUCUUCUUUGGCGAUGGGGAUUCAUGCUCCUUUGCCUUCUCUUGCACUAGGCAAUAUGUAUGAGCUUCCAUUUCCCAAAAAAAAUCAAGGUUCUCAACCAUGUUAGCCUACAUUAGCAUCCAAUAGGUGGUGUCUCGGGCAAUAAUGGCUGAUUACCUUUUCUUUCUCUUCGACUGCAGCAAAAUUCCAAAAGCAGAGUAAGUAUGUCCCAUUUGGGCCUCUGUAUCAACAUGGCAGUCCAACAUGACAGCCUCCAUUGUUGGGGGCAACCAUGUAGAUAAAGUAGGUUAAUGUUUAUGUUAUGAAUAAUUAGCAAUCAUCCCCAUUCGUUUGUCAUUUUCAUUUUUAUUUUUCAAUACUUUGCAUUGCUACAAUGUUUUGAGAUGAACUUAAGUUGGAAAUAAAGAACCUUCUGAAUAGUGAA